AUGUCUGACGGUUACGACUCUGACCGCUCGGCCUACGCUGAGGAACCUCAUCCCUAUGCGCGAGGCGCGCGCCAGGGACGCCCCCACCACGCACAAGGCUAUGAUGUGCAAAGCCAUUAUGCUUACUAUUCGAGCUCAAGAGAGAUACCACGACAUGUGACGGUACCUGAGAACCCAACAUCUUCAAGGGGCACGUCCGGCCACGAAGAAGAACCUCAUUACAUUUACUCCUCUGGGCGGUCCAACAGCCAUAUAUACGACGAAGGUCAUGAGCCUGGCUACGAAGCUCAGUUCAUUCAAUACGACCAGGAACCUGACUACGAAGAUCAAUUCGACGAGCGCGAGGAGACAUCUCGCUAUGGGAACGAUUACCGCCUCGGAACUACCCGACGCAAUACGAACACUCAGGUCGAGUAUCCGCCACACACGGUACAACUUGGGCCUUAUCGUGGCUCUUAUCCUGAAGUGAUGCCAACACCGGGACAUCCCAUGUCUCUGCCGUCACAGAGUGUCCUGGAUCCGCGGUACAUGGUUCAACCACCUCAUUACUACCGAGAGGGUAAGGUCUUUUCGAUCUUGUGGCACGAAAACGAUGGGCGAGCCGGCGGGACCCUUGUCAGCAGAGGCCCGCUGUAUCGAGGCCGCUUUGGGGAGCCAAUUUACAGCACUAUUCGCCGCAUGGUAGUCUUUAGACAGUAUGAGCAAUGCUCAUGGUGUUUCGCGAUUACAACUUAUCAUGGCCGUGGCGUUGCGAAAAGAGGGGUGGACCCGGACAAGCAUGCGAUUGUACAUAUGAGAGGUACAACGCCAACUUUGGGCGUUGGGGAGCCGCGCAUGGCCAAGGAGCCCCUGGAGGUGGUUCCAGAAAAUCCGAGUGAGAAUCUUGAUUAUAUGUCGAGAUUGAACUUCAGCAAGAUCUAUACCGUGGAGCAUAAUGUCAAAGUGCUUCCCAUUGGCCGAAUUUCAUCAAGAUCGAUGACCAGGUUCCUCGAAUACGCCAGAUACGAACUCGCACUUUGA
Molecule: messenger RNA, 1020 nt
Organism: Aspergillus nidulans FGSC A4
Lineage: Eukaryota; Fungi; Ascomycota; Eurotiomycetes; Eurotiales; Aspergillaceae
Exons: 8
Coding region: 1-1020 (339 amino acids)
Source: RefSeq, a predicted model, not a curated record